GGGGUGGGAAUUUGCUUCUCCUUCUUUACUGUUGAGUUAGUAAAGGGAAAGAAAAAAAUAAGGAAAGAGAGAUAGUCACGAAUGAGAACGAAGGGUCGAAGACCUGACCUCCAUUGAAAUUGUCUCUUUCUGCUGUUGGUGGAGCUGCAGUGUGCAAUUCUCUCCAUUUUCAAGGAAAUUGGAUCGGUUUAAGAAAUGCCCGUGAGGGUACUGGAGAGUUCGACUCCUUCUCAGGUUUCAGGUGCAAAUUCAGGCCAGACAUCAUUCCAAGCCUGUACACUUUUGGGUGUUGGCCAGGCUUUUUCAGGCACCCAGAAUGUUUCUAGCCUACAAAAGGACGAAGCAUGGAGAGUAAAUGUGCGUAUACAGGGAUGUGACCUUGAACAUGGGUAUCUAUGUGGUACCAUGGAAGCUCUGAAUGUUCCUAUGGCAGAUACGCCAGUAGUAACAUUCUGGGAAGGGGAGAUUGUUGAUACCAAGAAUUAUACUUUCUUCUAUGGCAAAUGGAAGCAAACGUAUGUUUCAUCAUGGAAUAGUAUGCUUUUUGUUAGUGAAUUUCAUUCUUUUCAGGCCCAAGUGGAAGCUGAUGGUGGCAAGUCUUUGGACCUGAGCAACUAUCCUUACAUUUUUAUGAGAUGGAAAGAACAGUACUUUGUGAAUGUUGGAACAGAUUGUGGGUUAACUAUAGCUGGCUUUUACUAUGUCUGUUUUUGUAGCGAUGGCUCUAUCAGCGGGUUCUAUUAUGAUCCCAAUAGCAGCCCUUUUCAGAAGCUUGAGUUGAAAUCCACAAACGAUGGAAGAUUGGGUUUCAGUUUUUCAUCAUACGAGUUACAAUAAAUUGAGUUGGAGAUCGUUAUGAAGAAGACUGCUGGAAGACUACGUGAAGAAGAUUUGCUUUGCAUGGCGGAUAUUAGGACUGUGUCAUGUCAAAGAGAAAUUAGUGGCAAAAUGGCAUUGAGGUGGUUCUAAUUUCUUAACCAAGUGUGUACAUUUGAAAUGCUGAUAUUUGCUUGAGAGCUGUAUGAAGUGGUCCAACCCUAUCAACUAUUUACUGUUUUGCUACAUAUGGAAUAUGUACAUUUGUAAUUGCGCGUAAGCUAUUCAAGUCAUAGAUAGUGGAUUAACAACUUUUCUUCUCUGAUGACGCUGCGAUGAACAAGAGUUGUGUUUUCUAAAAUUAACGCCAAUGAGUAACGUCCAGAAAGCACUUAUUUA
Molecule: messenger RNA, 1215 nt
Organism: Prosopis cineraria
Lineage: Eukaryota; Viridiplantae; Streptophyta; Magnoliopsida; Fabales; Fabaceae
Biological process (GO): protein targeting to vacuole; proteasome-mediated ubiquitin-dependent protein catabolic process; protein catabolic process in the vacuole
Cellular component (GO): GID complex; extrinsic component of membrane
Source: RefSeq, a predicted model, not a curated record